CUCUGUCAGGUAGUCCAGCAGGUGUCGUGCUUCUCUGUUCAGCAUGUAGUCAUGGCCCCUGGCUUUUGUGAGGACUGCGCCCGACUGCUCAAAGAGUUUUCUGCUUAUUUAAGGAAGGUUAGCAGAGAGUUUGGGCAAAAAGUCAGGGAUGUUUUCAGAGAGCUCUGUCGGUGCACCUGCUUCAGGAUCACACCUGAGAGGAGUUUGCUGACCGAGGACUCCACCUCUCUGCACCUCCCGUGUGAUGCUGAAGCUCUACUGAAUCAGGAAAGUCUUCAGAUACUGAACAGACUCUCAGUGUCAGAAAACACUGAUCUACAGAUGACUGCGGCCAUGUAUUAUUUACAUCUCAGUCAUAACUUGGAGUCUUCCUUACCAGAUGCCUUCAUGGAGCCGGUCGUGGCUUUACUUCUAUCAGCUGACCUGCAUGUGCAAAAGACCAUCUCUCUCUCCCUGGUCAAUCUGUUAGUAAAGAAUAAUGUGUGCAAAGAGUUAGUGAUUGAAAUGGGGGUGCUGGUGCCCGUGUUGGAGCUGUUCCAGUCUGGUGACGCCGCCGCCCAGUGUCACUCAUGCGCCUGUGUCGUCCUGCUGGCCUCCUCAGAAUCAAACAGAGAGGCUGUCCUGGUGGAUGGAAUCAUACCGCUGUUGGCUUUAGCAAAAUCCUACGACCCACAGGUGCAACAGAACGCAACCUGGGCUCUGUUACAUCUCACACAGUCAGACUGGUCAACAAGGAUUUUAUGUCAAGCAGGAGCCAUUCCUGUCCUGGUCCUACUGCUGCAGUCCUCAGAUUCAGAGGUUCAGUUCUACAGCUGCGCUGCUCUGUGCAGCAUCGCUGCUGUCCAGGAGCACCACCAGAAGCUGCUCAGCAUUGGAGGCCAUUUUCUGUUAAAGUCUCUUCUGACCCUCAUGUCUUCCUCUGUGCAAAAAAAUUCAUCCCAGGCAUGCAAAUGCCUCCAAACUCUCUCGAAGAAUGCUCUGAUCCAGGAGCAGCUGAUGGAGCUGGACUGUGUGUCGCCUCUGAAGGCGCUGCUGAAAACGUCUUCACCAGAGUCAGCCUUAACUCUGCUGUCUGCACUGUCGGCACACCCACCAAACAAUGACAUCCUGGUUAGUGAAGGUCUGUUGGAUGAGAUCGGUCAGCUGCUUCAUCACCACAGAGCCUCCUCAGUUGUAAUCACACACAGCUGCAAGAUAAUCGCUGACCUGUGCGGCUCCUGCGCGGGUCAGCAGGCCGUGAUGGAAAGUCUGUGUUUAUCAGGACUCCUCCGGGCGCUUCUGUCUCCCGCCUUGUCAGAUGACACCUUGCUGCGUGUGACAUCACACUUAGAUCACCUGAUGACUUGGGAUCAACUCAGGUCUAAGUUGUCAGUGACGAUAACGUCAGAGCAAGUUUCAAGACUGGUGAAGUUGUCAGGACGAAUACAAACACCCCAGUUGUCAUACAACAGUGCGGCCAUCAUCAGCAAACUAGAAAUGAACGAUGAUAACCUCCAGCUGCUGAGACCUCACUACAGCACCAUGUUGGACUACCUGCUGGUUUACCUCAGACAGAAAGAUGUGAAGUUCCAGCAUCUUGGCAUAGUUACAGUAUUCAACUUGAAGAAAGAUGGAGAUUUUUCAUCUCUGUUGGCUGACAGUGAGUUGGAGGCUCAGCUCAGGAUGGUGCAUGCACAGACGGAGGAAACCAGGCGGCUGCUGCAAAUGAUCCAGCUAUCUUCUGUUUACCCUUAAAGGAUAAGUUUACCCAAAAAAUGAAAAUGCAGUCAUUAGCCCAUCUACCCACCCUCAUGCUGAUGGAAGGUCAGGUAAAGAUUUGCUCUCCACAAAGCAUUUCAGAAGCUUCACCAAAAAGUAGCAUUCUCAUAAACAACUGAAGGAGAUGGGGGCUUGUUUUAAAGUGUAAAUAAGGUCUGUUGAAGCCCCAAGAUCCCAAAUUGAUUUGAUUGAUUUGAAAAUACUUUAUUUACAGUCUUUUCUGAGCAGAAAUCUUCACUGUAGCUGUUUAACUACUGUAGAAGCAUUAGCACACAACCCAUCUGAAGUUGGCGCACAAGCUCGACCAUGCAUGUGUGAAAAAAUGCCUUUUCAAAUCAGUUUCAGAUCUCGUGGCUUCCAGAGACGUGGGUUACAACAGGCGAGCUGUCAGGCGCCAUUUUAUGUUUGGGUUUUUUAAGGUUUUAAAACGAGUCCCCAUCCGUUACUAGAUAAUGACAGAAUUUUUAUUUUUUGGGUGAACUUACCCUUUAACCUUCUCAUGACGAGUGCUGAGUGCUGUGCACUGUGGGGACUGGACAAGAUGUUUACAUUCACACACUGUAUAGACAAGCAGCAUUUUUUUUUAUAAUAUUGUGUUUUAAUGUGUUUAUUUUACAUCAGUUUGUAUGUUUACAGUCAACAAACUAAGUGAAAAACAAGGCAGAGAUGCAGCAUAGUAUCAACUUUAAUUAAAUAUGGCGUAUAUUUCAAUUCUUACCAGGAUAACAAAUGACAGGUAGAAGCAAUACUUAAACUAUAAGAUCAAAUACAUUUGUUUUUAUAUGCUUUUUUUUAUCAUAAUAAACUCGCCUAACCUCUA
Molecule: messenger RNA, 2578 nt
Organism: Acanthopagrus latus (yellowfin seabream)
Lineage: Eukaryota; Metazoa; Chordata; Actinopteri; Spariformes; Sparidae
Gene: ankar
Product: ankyrin and armadillo repeat containing
Exons: 13
Coding region: 52-1734 (560 amino acids)
Biological process (GO): nucleus-vacuole junction assembly
Molecular function (GO): protein binding; protein-membrane adaptor activity
Source: RefSeq, a predicted model, not a curated record